This is a messenger RNA of Rotaria sp. Silwood1, 264 nucleotides long. The record is from the annotation of a GenBank genome assembly. NCBI's taxonomy places the organism in Eukaryota, Metazoa, Rotifera, Eurotatoria, Philodinida, Philodinidae.
AUGUUCAGUAAAUAUAUUUAUUUAUCACGUCAAACAAGUCAUAUUAUAUUUAUUUUUCAAUCAUUUAAAAAUAAUAAACAAUUACAUGGUGAAAAUCAUAUUAAUGGAAAUAAUAUUCAAUUAAAAUAUUUAAUUUAUCCACCUAUGUUAAUUGAUAGUAAACAACAAAAAUUAUUAACAUAUAUGCCUUGUAGAGAUGAAUAUCAAAGAGAAUAUUUAAAUCAACCUGAAAAUCGUUUACCAAUUUUAAAUAAUGAUCAAUAA